Pleuronectes platessa (European plaice) is the source of this 1029-nucleotide messenger RNA. RefSeq names its product E3 SUMO-protein ligase ZBED1-like. NCBI's taxonomy places the organism in Eukaryota, Metazoa, Chordata, Actinopteri, Pleuronectiformes, Pleuronectidae. The coding region runs from base 1 to 1029 and encodes 342 amino acids. Gene Ontology annotation, molecular function: DNA binding. The transcript is spliced from 2 exons. The record is from RefSeq and is a predicted model, not a curated record.
AUGGAGGAUCCCAAUAAAAAAAACGAGACGGCGGAGCGAGACGAAAUUGUUUCUAAAAGGAGAAACAACGGCUCCAUCAUAUGGAAAUGGUUUGGUUUUAAAAAAAAAGAUGAGCAGCAGCUGCAGGUAAUCUGUAGGGAAUGUAACAAAACAGUUGCGUCCAAAAGUGGAAGCACGACCAAUCUUUUCCACCAUUUGCAGCAGCGGCACAAAGUGCAAUACGAGGAAUGUGUGAAACUCCGUGGCUGUGCUGCUGCUGCUGCAUCACCGACCGCGAAAGCAUCUUCUGCGGCUGCCCCAAAACAAUGUCUAUUGCAAGAAUCCUUCACUCGUGGUGAGCCAUAUGACAAGAAAACCGCAAAGAUCACUAAAGCGGUAGCCUACCACAUUGCAAAAGACAUGGUCCCGGUCGCAACGGUCGCCCAGGAUGGUUUCAAAAAGUUGCUCCGAACAAUGGACCCAAGGUACAAUUUGCCAAAUCGAAACUAUUUCUCUGAAGAAGUGCUGCCAGAGAUGUACACCACUCUCAGGCAAAAGCUGACAGCCCGGCUCGCAACAGUAAAAUAUUUUGCGGUCACUACCGACAUGUGGUCCAGUAGGACCUGCGAGCCGUAUAUGUCAUUGACAGUUCAUUUUAUCGAGGACUGGAGAAUGGAGUCGGCGUGCCUCCAAACCAGCUACUUUCCUCAAGAUCACACCGGAGAGCACAUCGCUGAAGCCCUGCAGGAUGCGCUCUCAAACUGGAAGCUGGAGGAAAAGCGGCUGGUGGCCAUAACCACCGACAACGGGAGCAACGUUGUUAAAGCGGCCCAACUGCUAAAAUGGCUGAGGAUGCAAUGCUUUGGUCACCGACUUCAUUUGGCCAUUGGACAUGGCAUGGAUGAUCACCGCAUCACAAGGUGCAUUGCGCUGUGCAAGAAAAUGGUCAGCAGCUUUUCCUAUAGCUGGAAACGGAGGAGAGAAUUGGCUGAGGUGCAGAUUCAGCUGGGUCCUGCAGGCAGUCCAGAAAGUCCUGAAGCCCCUUCAUGA